AUGACAAUAGCUCCGACCGCUCCCAAAGCAUGGGCUACGCUGUUGACCCAGCCAACCUACCUGGCAGGCGCCCUCGUGCUGCAGCGCACGUUGCAAGCGGUCUCCAAGUACCCCUUGGUGAUCAUGGCGACCGACACCCUCCCCGCGUCCAGUCGAGACGUCAUCCAGCGGUCCGGUAUGCGGAUUAUCGACGUGGACCACAUCUCCCCCGCCGAGGGACAGCACUCGGGCUUCGACACCUCCUUCAACCGCUUCAACGACGCCUGGACCAAGCUCGCCGUGUUUGGCCUGACCGAGUUUGAGCGGGUCAUCCUGAUCGAUUCGGACAUGCUGUUCCUGCGCCCCAUGGAUGAGCUUUUCGAUAUGGAGCUGCCGGGGCCAGACUGGAUAGCUGCUGCGCCGGCGUGCGUUUGCAAUCCAUUCAAAAUCGCUCAUUACCCUGCCGACUGGAUCCCCGCCAACUGCGCCAUCUCAUUACAAUCUCGCACUGAAACGCUCGACCAGCCAGCCAUCCCCAAAAAAGACGGCCCGCGCACCAGCCACCUUCUCAACUCGGGUCUCGUUGUCCUCCAGCCCAUGGCGUCCACCCUCAAAGAGCUCAUUCACUUUCUUCACACCUCCCCUACCAUCGCCGCCUCCCGCUUUGCCGAUCAGGACGUCAUUGCCGAGGCGUUCCACGGCCGCUGGAAGCCACUUCCGUGGUGGACCAACGCGUUGAAACCGCUGCGUGCGGCUCAUCCCGGUGUAUGGGGUGAUACAGACGUCCGGAACAUACAUUACAUUCUUGACAAACCAUGGGACAAGCGGCCGGCCUCCGUACCAGCACUCAUCAACGUCGCCCCGACUUCCGUAUCGUCCGACAAGGUAUUACCACCUGAUCUCAUCAAGCUGGUCGCCAACAGCGCACCACAGGAGUCCAUGACAGAUUACGAAGCGGUGCAUAUGUGGUGGUGGGUGGCGUAUAUUGCGCUGGUUGGGGAGCUCAAGGCUAGUGGGGACGAGGUAGUCUGGAGGGAGAUGGACAAGUAUAUAGGACAGUAA
Messenger RNA from Dioszegia hungarica, 1041 nucleotides. Its product is annotated as galactinol synthase. The coding region runs from base 1 to 1041 and encodes 346 amino acids. Lineage: Eukaryota; Fungi; Basidiomycota; Tremellomycetes; Tremellales; Bulleribasidiaceae. Gene Ontology annotation, molecular function: glycosyltransferase activity. The record is from RefSeq and is a predicted model, not a curated record. The transcript is spliced from 4 exons.